AUGGGGUGGAAACAACUUACGCAGGGCGGGACUGGCUUGAACAAGCGCGACGGAGACCAAAGAUUGAACCCUAGCGGAGGUGAUUGCGGCUGCUCAAAGGGUUUGGGAGAUCUGUUUCAGCAAAGUGAGACAAGAAUGAAACAUCAUCUUGCUGGAACAAAGAAGAAUGUCAUUGCUUGUACAUCUGUUCCUGAUGAUGUUAGAGAAAUGUUUUUGAAGUUAUUAGAAGAUAAAGAAAAAAUAAAAGAAGCAAAUCGGGUAGAUUGUUUUGAAGAAACAGAUAUUCAAUGUAGUAAGAAGGGGAAACAAGGAGUUGCAAAACAGACAACCAUAAAUGAAAUGUUUAAAGAUAGAGAGUUGGUGAUUCAAGAUAUUUGCAACUGCAUAUAUGGGAAUGCUUUGCCAUUUAAUUUGGUAAGAAGCUCCUUAUUUACCCAAAUGUUGAAAUUUGUUGGGGAAUAUGGAAAGGGUUUAAAGCCUCCAACUUAUCAUGAAGUUAGAGUAUCUUAUCUGAAAAAAGCGGUUGACAAUAUCCAAGCUAGUUUGGAGAAAUAUAAGGUUGAAUGGGAAAAAUGGGGAUGUACUUUGAUGUGUGAUGGUUGGACAGAUGGAAAAGGGAGGUCUCUUACCAACUUUUUAGUUAAUAGUCCAAGCGGAACAUUGUUCUUAAAAUCUAUUGAUACCAGUAAUGUGAUCAAGGAUGCUAAACAAAUGUUUGAAUUGUUAGAUUCUGAAGAAAUUGGGGAGGAUAAUGUCGUGCAAGUUGUGACAGAUGGUGCUUCUAAUUUUGUGGCAGCAGGAAAGAUGUUAGAAGAGAAGAGAACUAAACUAUUUUGGUCUCUGUGUGCAGCUCAUUGUCUUGACUUAAUUCUUGAAGACAUUGGAAAAGAAUUAGCUCGACCAGCAGUCACAAGAUUUGCAACUGCUUUUCUAACCCUUCAGUGUAUAGCACAACAGAAAAAUGCUCUUCGAGGUAUGUUUGUUUCAAAAGCAUGGACAACUAGUAAACAUGCUAGUAAGACAGAAGGUAAACAAGUAGUGAGCAUUGUUUUAUCUGAUGUUAGAUUUUGGAAAUCUAUCCAAUAUUGCCUGAAAUGUGUCACUCCACUUGUAAAAAUACUAAGGCUUGUGGAUGGAGACUCAAAACCUGCAAUGCCAUAUAUUUAUGAAGCUAUGGAUAGAGCUAAAGAGCAAAUAGCUGCAAAUUUCAAGAAUGAAAAAUCUCGUUAUAAAAAGGUGUGGAAAAUAAUUGAUACUCGUUGGAAUUUGCAGUUACAUAGACCUCUUCAUGCUGCUGCUUACUACCUUAAUCCUAAGUAA
Molecule: messenger RNA, 1320 nt
Organism: Vigna unguiculata (cowpea)
Lineage: Eukaryota; Viridiplantae; Streptophyta; Magnoliopsida; Fabales; Fabaceae
Source: RefSeq, a predicted model, not a curated record